Alosa alosa (allis shad) is the source of this 3233-nucleotide messenger RNA. It is a transcript of the gene kcnh5b, whose product is annotated as potassium voltage-gated channel, subfamily H (eag-related), member 5b. Gene Ontology annotation, biological process: regulation of membrane potential; potassium ion transmembrane transport. NCBI's taxonomy places the organism in Eukaryota, Metazoa, Chordata, Actinopteri, Clupeiformes, Clupeidae. Gene Ontology annotation, molecular function: voltage-gated potassium channel activity. Gene Ontology annotation, cellular component: membrane. The record is from RefSeq and is a predicted model, not a curated record.
AUGCCCGGAGGAAAGAGAGGGCUCGUGGCACCGCAGAACACUUUCUUGGAGAACAUUGUGAGGCGCUCCAGCGAGACCAGCUUCCUGCUGGGGAAUGCCCAGAUCGUGGAGUGGCCUGUCGUCUACAGCAAUGACGGCUUCUGCAAGCUGUCAGGCUUCCACCGUGCAGAGGUCAUGCAGAAGAGCAGCACAUGCAGUUUCAUGUAUGGGGAGCUCACAGACAAGAAGACUAUUGAGAAGGUGCGAGAGACCUUCGACAACUAUGAGUCCAACUGCUUUGAAGUCCUUUUGUACAGGAAGAACCGGACCCCAGUGUGGUUCUAUAUGCAGGUGGCUCCCAUCAGGAAUGAGAAUGACAAGGUGGUUCUGUUCCUCUGCACUUUCAAGGACAUCACCAUCUUCAAGCAGCCCAUAGAGGACGACGCCACACGCGGCUGGGCUAAGUUUGCCCGUCUGACCAGAGCUCUGACCAACAGCAGAAGCCCCCUGCAGCAGCUCACGCCCCUCAACAAGACCGACACCAGCUUACACAAGCCCUCACGCCUGGCCGAGGUACUGCAACUGAAUUCAGACAUCCUGCCGCCAAUACAAGCAGGAGGCCCCGAAAACGCCCGCCGCGCCAUCCUGCACUACUUUCAGAAUACAUGGGACUGGGUCAUCCUCAUCCUCCACACCUUCUACCACGGCCAAACACUGCCCUACAACGUCUCCUUCAGGACCAAGCAGAACAACAACGUCAGCUGGCUGGUCCUGGACAGUGUGGUGGACGUCAUCUUCCUGGUGGACAUCGUGCUCAACUUCCACAAUUACCGCUGUGGGUCCGGGGGGCGAGGAAACAUUCUCGGGACUCCCAAGCUCAUCCGCCGCAUCGGUAACUACUUCCAGUUGAAGACCUGGUUUGUCAUCGGACUGUUUUCCUGCCUGCCUCCUACUUAUUAUCAUCAACGCUUCUCGAACGUGGACGAGGGCAUCAGCAGUCUGUUCAGCAGUCUGAAGGUGGUGCGUCUGCUGCGGCUGGGCCGCGUGGCCAGGAAGCUUGACCACUACCUGGAGUACGGCGCGGCCGUGCUGCUGCUGCUGGUGUGUGUGUUCGGCCUCGUGGCGCACUGGCUCGCCUGCAUCUGGUACAGCAUCGGCGACUAUGAGGUCAUCGACGAGCUGACCAACAGCAUCCGCACGGACAGCUGGCUGUACCAGCUGGCGUCCAGCGUGGGCUCGCCGUACCGCUUCAACGCCAGCGGCUCGGGUGGCUGGGAGGGUGGCGCGGGCAAGGAGUCGCUCUACAUCACGUCCCUCUACUUCACCAUGACCAGCCUGACCACCAUCGGCUUCGGCAACAUCGCACCCACCACCGACGGAGAGAAGAUCUUCUCCGUCGCCAUGAUGAUGGUGGGAUCUCUGCUGUACGCCACCAUCUUUGGUAACGUGACCACCAUCUUCCAGCAGAUGUACGCCAACACCAACCGCUACCACGAGAUGCUGAACAACGUGCGCGACUUCCUGAAGCUCUACCAGGUGCCCAAGGGCCUCAGCGAGCGCGUCAUGGACUACGUGGUGUCCACCUGGGCCAUGUCCAAGGGCAUCGACACAGACAAGGUUUUGUCCAUCUGUCCUAAGGACAUGCGGGCGGACAUCUGCGUCCACCUGAACCGUAAGGUGUUCAACGAGCACCCAGCGUUCCGGCUGGCGAGCGACGGCUGCCUACGCUCGCUGGCCGUGAAGUUCCAGACCAUCCACUCGGCCCCCGGAGACCUCAUCUACCACGCCGGCGAAAGCGUCGACCUGCUCUGCUUCGUCGUGUCGGGGUCGCUCGAGGUCAUCCAGGACGACGAGGUCAUUGCCAUACUGGGUAAAGGGGAUGUGUUUGGGGAUGUGUUUUGGAAGGAGGCCACUCUGGCACACGCGUGUGCAAACGUGCGAGCGCUGACCUACUGUGACCUUCACAUCAUCAAGCGUGAGGCGCUGCUCAAGGUGCUGGACUUCUACACGGCCUUCGCCAACUCCUUCUCCCGCAACCUCAUCCUCACUUGCAACCUCCGCAAACGGUUUGUGUUCCGUAAGAUCGUGGACGUGCGUCGUGAGGAGGAGGAGCAUCAGCGCUGUAAGAACGAGUCUCCGCCCAUCCCGGUGGACCACCCCGUACGCAAGCUCUUCCAGCGCUUCAAACAGCACCGCCAGCAGCCCGACCCGGAGAAGAACCAGAACCAGAACCUCACACACACGCUCACACACACGCUCACACACACACACCAGCCGCAGCACAAGGGCUCGUCCAGCUGCAGCAGCGUGGUGACCAUCAGCCAGAUCACGCCCAUACAGAACGCACUGGCCUACCCGCUACACACACACACACACACGCACACACACCCCGCCAAGCCCAACAACAGGGAGGUCCUGGAGUCCAUCCCGCGGCCGUCCCAGGGCCUGGCGCCGACGCAGAGCCGGACCUCCCCCUGCCUGAAGGUGAGCAACGCUGUGCGGGUCAAGCCGUCGGGGGCGGCGGCCUCCUCGAUGAGUCCUCACGGCUGGCUCCGCCUCCGCAACAACAACAACACAUCCGCUUCGGCGCCCGUCCCCAUUCUGCUGGGGUCAGGGGCCCUUAACAACGCCCCCCGGACCGUCUCCAUGGAGCGCCUCUCACCCAUCGGGGUCAGGGGUCACGGGAGCGGAGGCAGCGGUCGAACGUCCCGGAAGAACUCGCUGCGGAAGACAGACUCGUGGGACAGCGGCCUGACGCACAGUGACCAGCGCCUGGACCGCUUCAGUGAGGCGCACAGCCCCGGGGUGGGGGGGGCCGUGGGGGGGCAGCGUGUGUGUGUGCAGGGAGAGGUGUGUGUGCAGGAGGCUCGGCUGGAGUUGCGAGGGGAGCUGCAGGCUCUGAGCGGACGUCUGGCGUCCCUCGAACACAAAGUGGGCCAGAUACUCCACCUGCUGACCGACCAGACGCCCACACCUGCACACACACCUACACACACACACACACACGCACACACACUCACACCCAGGACCCAACAGCCCAGACUCAGAGCACAGGACAUCUUCUCUGUGUCCACCCCCGUCUCUCCAGACUCCGACAAGGACGACCGGUCACUGUGAGAACAAGAGCACGCACACACACACACACACAGAGACAUUGGAGAUUCUACUCACAGACAUAAACUGGACCUUUUCACACACACACACACACACACACACACACACACACACACACACACAAACAAACAAAGCUCAAA